AUGGACGAGGAUAAGGCGAAAGAAGAAGCCGAAGAUUGGAAAGUUUUUGAGGCACUGUGCAGUAAAAGUCCCACCGAGAUGGAUGCAGAUGUUGGUAAUGACGUAAUCACAGCUUUAAGAAGUGAUCUUGCUGCUCUACAAUAUAAACGGGAUAAAUUGUUAUCUGAAAAUAGUGAUUUAAAAAAUCAAAUGCUUUCCCGCGAUCAACGAAUAUUAGAACAACAGGUUGAAAUAGACCACCUUCGUGAACAAAAUGCACGACAAAAUGCUAUCAUAUCAUCCCUUAAAAAGAAACUACAAGAUUACGAAGAAAUACAGAGAAAUUUACAUGCAUCCCAAGGUAGAACUGAUCUUACUGUGCAAACUUUACAAAGAGACAAUCGCUACUGUGAAGAGAAAAUAAAAGACUUGGAAAAAAAAUUAAGAUCCCUUGAAUUGGAGUGCAAUAAUGAAGAGCAGCAGAAAGAAAAUGCACGUUGCCAAUUUCACGACCUGGUUCGUAGAUUAUCGUCCGCACUUGAUUUUGAUUUUUGUGACACUACACAUACACAUUCUCCUGAAACUUUGAUUAUAAAAGCCGCAGAACUUGUACAAGAAAUCACAAGAUUAAAGAAUAAGUGCAUGAACACAACAGAGAACUUAUCGAGCGUAGAACAGGAUUUAAGGAGUUGCAGAGAUGCUUUGGAAAGAUCAAACACGGACAAAGAUAUGCUACAACGACAGUUAUCUUCGCAUAUUUUAGAUAUCGAAAGGCUCAAACAAGAAAAGGAAUCAUUAACUGUGCAAAACAGAGUUAUAGAACGAGAACUUCUUGAAGCAAGAGACAAAUUAUCGCAUUGUUCCAAGAAUUUAAACGUUGUUACAGAUAACGUAAAUCAGAAUGAAUCUAUAAUAGUGCAACUAAAAGAGGAUUUGAGGCACCGUGAGGAAAAAUAUCAAAGACUCCAAACGGAAUUUCGAAAUACUAUGGAAUCGCUUGCAAUCUUGCUCAGUUUGCCUACUCGUUUUGUUGAGGCACAUGAGAGCACAAUAAAAGACAGAAUACGUGAAAUAUUAAGUGAAAAUAAAGACCGCACUGUGCAAUUAGAUGCACUUCGCGAUAAGUUAGGCUCUGAAUCCCAGCAGCUAAGCAGAACGGCACAUCUACAUGAUCAGGCUACGACAAGAGUGCGCAUACUUGAAGACGAGCGUAAUAUGCUCGAAGCCAAAGUGCACAAACUCGAGUCUGAACUCAAUGCCGUCGAACUUUCUCGAGACAGUUUGCGGAAGGACAAAGCUAACUUUGUAGCAUUCCUUGAGCGCCUGGGCAGAACGCUAAAUAUGGAUGAGUUGACCCAGGAUAUUGGCAUAGAGCUACACACCGAAUCCAUUAUCCACCGUGCAGAGCAACUGGCGAGGCUCGAGAGUGAUAAAAUUGUUGACAAGACUGCUGUCGUAUAUCAAUUGCAACGAAGAAUAAGAAUCCUUAGGGAGCAACUGCAGAGGAAAGACUUGCAUUUAGAUUUAUUGCGACGAAAGCUGAGCAUUCAGGAGGAAGGGUCCCGCGUUCGUGCUGUGCUGCAAGCAGAACGAGAUGAAGGAGUGACGCGCAGCAAGAAGCUGGCUCGGCAAUGCGACAAACUAGCUGUGCAGCUGAGCGACGCUCGCGCUCAGAUACGAGAUCUCAAUGCACAACUGGCAGAUGCAGCCGAGUACAAGAUAACAUCUCUGGAACGCGCACGCAAAGUCGAGGAUUUACAAAAGAAACUAGACGAGGCAGAUCUUUUACGGGCGCGAUAUAACCGCAAAGUGAAUGUACUAAAAGACCAAGUCAGAGCGACCGGUGAAACAUUUGAACAAGAACGCAAUACGACUGAACACCAGAUUUCAAUGCUGAGGGAUGACUUGGCUAGAACCAAAGAACUCCUUGCUGAAUGCCAGAGACGAGAAGCUCAGUUACUCAGCUUUAGGCAUUCCAUCGCUAAGCUCCUCGGAAUAUUGGUACCAGCUUCGGUAUCGGACUUCGAGAUGGUAUCCAGACUCCAAAAGUUGAUCGACGCUCAUCAUGAUUUCACUGUGGUGUCGCGAAGAUAUGAUGAUCCUGCACUACUGCGCGCUUCCUCCCGUUCACCACCGCCUUCCAGAUGCAGAACCAGAACGCCGGAAAGGUCAUUGCGCUACGAUGACUCUGGGUACGCAGACCCAGCGUUCGACCUCGACGAUGAAUUGUACAAAAGUCGCGCCGCCUUGUGA
Messenger RNA from Achroia grisella, 2232 nucleotides. Its product is annotated as coiled-coil domain-containing protein 170. Lineage: Eukaryota; Metazoa; Arthropoda; Insecta; Lepidoptera; Pyralidae. Bases 1 to 2232 code for a protein of 743 amino acids. The record is from RefSeq and is a predicted model, not a curated record. The transcript is spliced from 11 exons.